AUGAGGGUGGCGGUGCGUCUUCUUCGCAGGGAUGAGCGCAUCCCCUCGCCGGGCAGUUCGCUCCUUAACCCACGCAGCCAGCGAGCCAAGCUUCGGCAGAUGAUGAUGACUCACGCAGCACAAGAGAAGCAGUUUGAAGAGCAGGCGUUGUUUGCAGGACUAGGAGGCGCCUCAUCAUUGCCACCAGUGCGUAGCAAAAAGGAGCGAACCUCAAAGGCUACUCGCCGCGUCGGACGGGACGUGGCGGAGAGAGCAAAGUGCAUGACAGAUAGUGAGUGGGAAAGUGUCCCUAUGGACGAGAAACAUGCGUUUACUAAGUACAUGAGUCAAAUGCUGCGCGAGCACCCAACGGAAACGACAGAGCAGCAGCGGCGUCGGUACUUUGAGACGACCAUGGUGGAUGCACGUGACCUGGAUCCACAGAAGACCGUUCGAGACGAGUACGAGCGUAUUAAACUUGGUUUGCCCGUACAGUUGAAGAAUCCACAACAUCCUUUGGGCGUUUCGCAGGCUGUGUACGAAGCGGCGGAUGCCUCACUUUUUGACCCGACGAAUGUUCAUAAAUUGGAAAACGCCAUGACCCACAUUAAGCAGGUAUUUGCAGAUUACGUAAAUAAGAAGCGGGAGGGCGUGAGUACAGAGGCGGAGCGACGACAAUUGGCGAACAUGACGGCUGAACUGAAUUUGGAGACGCAGAAACAUCUUGCAAACACAUUUAAAUACGCUGAAACCCGUUUACGGCAGAUUUCUUUGG
This is a messenger RNA of Trypanosoma cruzi, 754 nucleotides long. RefSeq lists its product as uncharacterized. NCBI's taxonomy places the organism in Eukaryota, Euglenozoa, Kinetoplastea, Trypanosomatida, Trypanosomatidae. The transcript has a single exon. The record is from RefSeq and is a predicted model, not a curated record. The annotation marks the transcript as partial.